AGUCAGUGUGAAUUUCAGACCACAGGCACUGCAGAGGGUUUCUCCGAGCAGCUCUGUCGGGUACGUCUGACUUCAGAGACGUUUUUAUACAAAUAUAAAAAACAGCUAAGCACUUAAGUUUAACUAUUUUUCAUUUUCCGCGUCGUCCUUGUGACAUGCCGCUGUUUGAGGACCCCGUUCAUCUCUCUAAAACCAGACUGAGGUCAGAUUUAAUUGCCCACAAUGUCGCACUGCCACAUGCCAAGAGCAAAAAGGAGGUUUACGUCGAGCUGCACUUAAAACACAUCGAUCAAAAAAACGCAGCGGAUUUUUCUAGCGAUGAGGAGGAUCAAGUACAAGAUGUGGCAGACAAGGAGGAGGAUCCAGAGGAUGCAGAGAUGCCAGACCCGAGUGGUUUGACUGAUGAUGACCUCAAGGUCGCACUGCUUGCACAUGGGGUUAAAGCUGGGCCCAUAGUCGCCUCCACCAGGGCCUUGUAUGAGAAGAAACUCAGGAAACUGCUUCAGUCCGAUGAACACGACCGUCUGAAUGGAGCAGCGAAAGGUGUAUUGUACUCUGACAGUGAAGAGGAGGAGGAGGAAAAUGGGGAAGAGGAGGACAAAGAGUCAGGUUCUGAAGGAGCAAAAGAAGAAACAGUUGAACAGUCAGAACAGGUCCAACAAGAAAGUAGACAGGUAGAGUUGUGUUUUCAGAAUGGUGGUUUUGUUUACCCACAGUGCUUUUUACCCUCAUCAAGGCUGCGUGCUCAUGCUUCUAGAAACAGGGAACCUAGUCCCAAGUGGAAUUCAGAGAAUGUGUUAAAAUCAUCAGAGCGGAAUCGGCCUCACUGCUCACAGAUUCCCAUAGGAAUUAGUAGAGCAUCCUCUGUACAGCAACGCUUGGAAUUAGGAUCAGGGGUUGCAUCUGGAUCGCAAUCAGUUAUGUCCAAUGGUUGCUCAUCAUUUUCCUCUCAGGCCUUCAGCAUCACUCAGAUGGUUGAGGAGAUGGAGAGUCGGAGGUCACUCUCUACUAGCACAAACACUGACAGAGAGCUGAAUGGGAGCAAUGUGCAGGAACAUUGGUCACGGUCCAACAGGCUUCCUCCGGAGCCUGUGAAAGACACUUUCAAGGACAUAUUUCCAGACACUGAGGCCACACCCACAGGCAUCUAUGCCACUCGUCGGCGACCCAUCAAGGGUGCAGCAGGGAGACCUAUCCAGUACACUUACCCAGACACUCCUGCCAGUCCCAUUACCCUGGAGAGACGAGAGGUGGAGCGCCGCCUUGUGCCCCUCCGGAUACAGAUUUCGGUCUUCCUCAUUGUGGCGUGCCUCCUGUACCUCAUUUAUGCUUGUGUUGAGGACAACUCAUUCAGUCUGUUUGUGGCGAUACUGGACAGUCUAAACCAGGAGUCAGACAGUGAGGAGGGGCUUUUGCUUCAGGCUGAGACACAGGACACACCAGCGCUUUCUGGACAGGAGUAACUCUGGGUUUUUUAGUCCUCUACAUUGACUACACAUGUGAGGGGUUGCUUUUUUUGGUGAUGCAAGCCAUAAUAACAUUGUCCUGGGAUAUCUUCAGGGAGCACAUAUUACUUUAAACACUUUGUUUUGUUGUUUACUGUGUUUGUGUGUUCUUAUGGGAGCAAACCUCAAAGUCUAGUUUUACGUUUUUAUAUGUUUUGCUUAUGGAUGUGUUACCAAAAUGCUCUUGGCACUGUAGUUGAAACAGUCGCUAAAACACAGAUUCAGUUGAGAUUUUAAAGGGCUGAAGAUUCUCAAAAUAAUAAUGUGGAUGCUGUAAUUUUUUUCUAUUUCCUAACCCAAAUUGUGUAAUAUGGUGGUGCCUUUCCAAAGCACUAUGUCACUGUACUUGUAUGAUGCAUUUGUUUGUUUUUUUGUUUGUUUUUUAAAUAUUUGAACUAUAUUUCAAUAAAGGAUGUUUUGCUUCAUA
Molecule: messenger RNA, 1932 nt
Organism: Siniperca chuatsi (mandarin fish)
Lineage: Eukaryota; Metazoa; Chordata; Actinopteri; Centrarchiformes; Sinipercidae
Gene: lemd1
Product: LEM domain containing 1
Exons: 10
Coding region: 156-1463 (435 amino acids)
Molecular function (GO): DNA binding
Source: RefSeq, a predicted model, not a curated record